CAAGGGAUCUGACAUCCUCUUCUGGACCCAUGAUUACCUGCACUCACAGGCACGAUUAAAAAUAAUAAAAACAAACCUUAAAAAAGAAAAGGAGAACACUUCUCCCAGUUGUGUCCCUGCUGGGCUCCAGGCCACUGCUCUGGAGCAAGGCUAUGACUAUGACACCUUUCCUAUCUUCUCAUCGGAUUUGCUGUCUUAUGUGCGUCUUAAUUGUUGACUAUCCUUUAGAACUGGAUUUACCAGAAAACAACGACUGCACGCUUUGGAAGGGUCCAUCUCUCUAAGCCCUGUUUGUGUCAUCGGGCACAUUGGGAAUGCAUUUAAUGUUUGGCAGGAACACUGGGCAAUGGAAUCCUUCUCUGGAGGAUGCUACCAUGGAAACAAUUAGAGGUCUGCCAAUGCCGAUGAAGACACACUCAUUUAAUAAUCUGGAAACUGCUCUCAAACACGCAAGAGGACAUUGCCAGGCUGACACAGCAACACUCUUUACAAUGAAUAGCAAAUUGGAAUGUUGGAACAACCACAAUGGCCGAAGGAGAGGGAUGUGCAGGUUGCACACGCUCAUACAAUUGUAUGCUAUGUAACAGCAUGCCUGUAUGAAGAAGGACGACACCUCGAAUGUUUAAAUCCCACAAUUUGGGCAUGGAGGAUAGUUUCAGGAAGCCGCGAGAAGAUUCCUUCCUCGUUUGCUGCUUACAUGACACGACUUGCUUGGAAUUACGUUGCCCUUAACAACUGCACGGCACACACUUAACCGGAAAGACAUGAAAGUGAAAAGCAGAGCGGACAAGGGAAGAGACUGAAUUCAUAAAGUUCUCCCAAAGCAGGCUUUCUACUGGCCGUCACAAGCAAAGCUAAAGUUGUUCUUUGGACCUCUCUGCAAGUGCUCAUUCGUUUCCUUCCUACCUGCUGUUCUGGGAGAUUCUGCAGGCAAAAAUGUUACAGUUUCUCAUUUUCAUUUUUAAAACUUUAAUCAGUCCUGUGUUAAUUGUUUACAUGACUGGUGUUCGGUUUAUACUGAUCAAAUCUAGCCUCCCCUUACCGGUUUCUUCCACAUUUGAGUUUUCUUUUUAUUUAAAUUCCAUACUAGCAGAACCUGUAGUAUCUGUUUCUUAGACUGUUUUCUUAUUUUGCUUAAUAUCAUGUUGUUUGUUGAAAAGCUCGAAAUCCUCAAAUCUGUCCUGUAUCCCAAGCCCAAUGAUUGAUUCUUCAUGAGUCAAAAAACUUAUUCGACACAGAGAGAAUCAUCCCGCAAGUCUCAAAAUGGGGAUGUUGCCCUUGCUGCUUUGCGGGGUGUCUUUCGCGCUUCCACAUUUUGUAACAGCAGGGAGGUGUAAAGAUGCUGAUAUGUACUAUGAGAUCAUUUCAGAGGGCCAGCCUUUUGCUUUCAAUUGCUCAUACCCUCCAGCAACAAACGGGGCAGUCAGUCUGACAUGGUACAAAACACCCAACCAAAGUCCACUCUCCCAUAACAGACAGCUUAGAAAUCACCAGGAUGGGACCUGGAUUUUGUUUCUUCCCUUGGCAAAUGAGGACUCGGGCAUCUACCAGUGUGUUAUAAGGGAUACCCACAGCUGUUACCGAAUAGCUGUGAACCUAACUGUUUUUAGGAAGCAGUGGUGUGAUUCUUCCAUGGAGAGCCCCAUAAGUUCAUCGGAUGAGUAUCAACAAACCUUACCCAUGGGAAAAUCAGGCAGUCUGAUGUGUCAUCUGUACUUCCCAGACAGCUGUAUUUUGGAUUCAAUAAAGUGGUAUAAGGGUUGUGAAGAGAUUAAACCAGGGAAGCAGUAUACUUUUUCGGGAACAAAGCUUCUUGUGAACAAUGUCGCUGCAGAGGACCGUGGGAGCUAUUCGUGCACGGCCAGACUCACACACUUGGGGAGACAGUUCAUGGUUAGAAAUUACAUCGCUGUGAGCAUCAAGGAAGUUGUGUCCGGAGGAAGGAUUCCUAAUAUCACAUACCCAAAAAACAACUCCAUCGAAGUUCAACUCGGAUCCACCCUGGUUGUGGACUGCAACAUAACAGACACGAAGGAGAAUACGAACCUGCGCUGCUGGAGAGUCAACAACACCCUGGUGGAUGACUACUACCGUGACUCCAAACGCAUCCGGGAAGGAUUUGAAACCAAUGUUUCUUUGAAGGAUCACAUUUCGUACACAGUGAACAUCACAUUCUUAGAAGUGAAAAUGGAGGACUAUGGCCUUCCUUUCAUAUGCCAUGCUGGAGUGUCCACAGCCUACAUCAUGUUGAAGCUCCCAGUUCCAGAUUUCCGGGCUUACCUCAUAGGAGGGCUCGUGGCUUUCCUACUUUUGGUCGUGUCUAUCCUGUACAUCUACAACAGUUUUAAGAUUGACAUUGUGCUUUGGUACAGAAGCACCUUCCACACUGUCCAGGCUCUAGAUGAUGAGAAACUGUAUGAUGCCUACGUCUUAUACCCCAAGUGCCCAAGAAAAAGUCAGGGCCAUGAUGUGGAAACAUUGGUGUUGAAGAUCCUGCCUGAGGUGCUGGAGAAGCAGUGUGGAUAUAAGUUAUUUAUAUUUGGCAGGGAUGAAUUCCCUGGUCAAGCUGUGGCCAACGUCAUUGAUGAAAACAUUAAACUGUGUAGGAGACUGAUUGUCCUCGUGGCACCAGAAUCAUCCGGCUUCGGCUUUCUAAAGAACAUGUCAGAAGAACAAAUCGCUGUCUACAAUGCCCUCAUCCAGGAUGGCAUGAAGGUCAUUCUGAUUGAGCUGGAGAAAAUCAAGGACUAUAGCAUCAUGCCCGAGUCCAUUCAGUACAUCCGACAGAAGCAUGGGGCCAUCCAAUGGGACGGGGACUUGACAGAGCAGUCACAGUGCGCCAAGACCAAGUUCUGGAAGAAAGUAAGAUACUGUAUGCCAGCCAGAAGGUAUCCACCAUCUCCCCCAGUCCAGCUGCUGAGGCACACACCCUGCAGCUGCACAUCAGGCAAAUGGGAUGCUGCCACAGAGCUUAUAACUUUCUGACAGAGAGUGGUCGUCGGUGUGUGUGGUGACUCAUAGCUACAUCCUCUUUCUGUUGUCUACCCCUACAGCUUGCUCUUUUGUGCUGUGAGUGACUUUGUUCUUGUCCUUGUUGGAUUUUUUUUGGAUGCUUUUAGUCAGACCUGAUUCUUUAGCACUCCUGUUUGCUUCAUGGCUCUUGGACACCCAUAUUCUCUCCUGAGCAUGGGGUACCUAUGACACUGGGUCCCCAUGCCAGUGGGAUACAGUGGAUGGUCAAAAUGACAGGUCAGGUGGCAAGGAUGCUUGGUCCAUGUCGGGGAUGGGAGGUUAGGCAGCCUGAGGAUACCAAGUGGGCAGCCUUGGGGAAGGCCAGCAAAGACAGUAGCACAGUAUCUGUGCUUGUCUAGUGUCUACCAGGCUUUGGUCCCCAGGCAGUGUAGAUUGCAUCUGAAUUUCCUCCACACUCCCACUGCAGUUAGAUAGCUAACCGUAGCUAGCAUGAUGCCCCUGAAAGCCACUUCGACGUCACUUGGGCCAAUGGACUCCAAGCUUUGAAAGAUAAUCUGUCAAAAUGGAAUUAAGAAAGAAAAUUUCUACUUUUUAAAGAUGCUUUGCCUGCCAGAAUUCUGAGGAACAUUUGAGAGAUACAAAUUACAGCUCUGUGGUGAUGCAAUUCUAACCCCAGUAAAUCUAUGUGAGCUUUU
Messenger RNA from Peromyscus leucopus (white-footed mouse), 3668 nucleotides. RefSeq names its product interleukin 1 receptor like 2 (gene Il36r). Gene Ontology annotation, molecular function: interleukin-1, type I, activating receptor activity. The coding region runs from base 1264 to 2985 and encodes 573 amino acids. Gene Ontology annotation, biological process: signal transduction; regulation of inflammatory response. The transcript is spliced from 11 exons. Lineage: Eukaryota; Metazoa; Chordata; Mammalia; Rodentia; Cricetidae. The record is from RefSeq and is a predicted model, not a curated record.